Molecule: messenger RNA, 1595 nt
Organism: Leguminivora glycinivorella
Lineage: Eukaryota; Metazoa; Arthropoda; Insecta; Lepidoptera; Tortricidae
Gene: PolD3
Product: DNA polymerase delta subunit 3
Exons: 1
Coding region: 41-1489 (482 amino acids)
Biological process (GO): DNA replication; DNA synthesis involved in UV-damage excision repair; DNA strand elongation involved in DNA replication
Cellular component (GO): nucleus; delta DNA polymerase complex
Molecular function (GO): DNA-directed DNA polymerase activity
Source: RefSeq, a predicted model, not a curated record
AACGCAGAAAUCGCGGGUUUUUAACAGAAAUAUUGUAAAAAUGGGCGAUGAAAAAUACUUAUCACACUUGAGUACAUUAAAAGAAAUAAUAUUGGAUGAGGAAAGGUUAGUCACGUAUGUAUCAAUAAGCAAAGAAUUAUGUCUUCAUGUUAAUGAAAGUAAAUCCCUGAUGAAUAAAGUGGUUGAGGAAAUAAGAAAAAAACAAUCAGAUAUCAUGCUUAAUGUUACUUACAUUAUAUCAGGAUUAACAAACGAUAACAAAGCUCAGACUACCGUAUGUCCUGAGGAUGAAAUAACCGAUUAUCGGAGCAGGCUGAAGUUAGUUUUCUUUGAGCAUAUAUACAGUAUUAACAAGGGAAAACCUUCUGUAGAUAAAGUAGCUUUCAUGUCGAUUACUACGUUUGAAGAUUACCAGUUAUGUUCGGGCUUGCUGAAGAAUAAUGUAUGCUCCAAAUUGACAUUGGAUGAAAUAAGCAAAUUGAAGUCAUCCAGCCAAGUGGCAGUAGCUGAGCAGACAGUGACUAAACCUCCUCCCCCAAAGAAAAUAAAAGAGGAAAAAGUGAAAGACAAACUUGUCAAUGGCGAUGCCAAACAUUUAGAGAUAAAAUCUGAACCAACUGUUAAGCAAGAAAAAACAUCACCACAAAAGAAUGUGUCACCACAAAAAAGUGCCAUAAAUGGCAACAAACAGAAACCGGAUGUGAAGAAUACUAACAAAUCUCAAAAAGGAAUAGCUGGGUUCUUCAGCCGGUCUGACAGUGCUCCAGCAAAGAAAUCAGCAAAAGAGACCAAAAAAAAUGAACCUGAUAUUAAAAUAAAAUUAGAGUCCAAUGCAAAGGAAAUUGAUGAACAAAUGGAUGUAGAUAUUGAGGAUAAGGGAUCAGAAACAAAUAAAACUGAUGAUAAACCUGUCAUUAGUAAUGGUAUAAAAACAAAGGACACCGGGAAUACUGCUGUAAAAAAUAAAUCUAAAAGCAGUAACAAGUCUUUGACCCAAAUAAAAAAGAAUGCAAAGGUUGAUAAAAAGCGUAAAAGGGUCUUACAUGUAUCAGAUAGUGAAAGUGAUGAAGAUAAAAAUGAUCCAUUUGUUGAUGAUGAAGAUGUGCUUGAUAAAAAAAUUGAUGUGGAAUCAGAAGAUGAGAUACCUCCCACACCAGCUGUUAACACCGUCAAAGUGGCAUCUAACAUGUUAAAUCCUAGGAAGAGAAGAAAGAUAGUGAAUAAAACUUAUACUGAUGAGGAAGGAUUCAUAUUAACUAGGAAAGAGGAAGUUUAUGAGAGUAUGUCGGAAAAUGAGGACAUAGACAUGAAGGAAAAUGUAGAAAAAGAUAAAGUCAAUAAGGAUGCAGCUAAUGAAAAGACAGCAUCAGUGAAGUCUGAAGUCUCUCCAACUAAUAAGAAAAGUGCUCCAAAAAAUAAUAAAAAGAAGAUAUCUCCUCCUCAGAAAGGCAAACAAGCUACACUUAUGAGCUUCUUCAAAAAAGCUUGAUUGAUCUGUCCAAUAUGUAAAUCAUGGUUUCUGAUAAAUUGUGUUGAUAUGAAAAUAAUGGUUUGUUCUAAAGUUGUAAUUGUUUCAAUAAACAUACUCUAUUGUA